Rhipicephalus sanguineus (brown dog tick) is the source of this 3157-nucleotide messenger RNA. It is a transcript of the gene Cox10, whose product is annotated as protoheme IX farnesyltransferase, mitochondrial. Gene Ontology annotation, molecular function: protoheme IX farnesyltransferase activity. Lineage: Eukaryota; Metazoa; Arthropoda; Arachnida; Ixodida; Ixodidae. The transcript has 7 exons. Bases 28 to 1290 code for a protein of 420 amino acids. The record is from RefSeq and is a predicted model, not a curated record. Gene Ontology annotation, cellular component: mitochondrion; membrane. Gene Ontology annotation, biological process: heme biosynthetic process.
AUUCGCUUGAGAUGUGACGGCAACGGCAUGUCGUGUCUAGCCAUGCUGUCACUGCCAAGCCUGGCCCGGACCCAACUGAAGACCAGGGAAAGCGUGCGGUACCUGCGCAGUGUCUACCGGCCGCACAAUGUGCGACGGGCGAGCACAACAGUGCCCAAGGUUGCCGUGGAAGAAACGAAGGCCGGCGAAGAGCUCGCUCCCAUUGCCUGCGCGGAGCCUCCGGUGCUGUUCGUGGCCAGAGCAGGUCGCUUGAUGAGCGUCCCGGACGCGGCCAUUAGCUAUGGCACCGACAUCGUAAUCUCCCCAGAGCCCAUCCGACAAGCAUCCGUCGAGCCCAGCGAGGAAUGGCACCGGCGCCACCUAGACCCUGCACGGUUACCCCACUACUACAUGGCACUGAGCAAGAUUCGACUCACAGGUCUGGUGGUGACGACCACACUGGCAGGUUAUGCCCUGGCUCCCGGAGCCCUUGACCCCUGGGUUGUGCUGUUCACGGUGGCCGGAACCACGCUGACGUCAUGUGCCGCAAAUGCCAUUAACCAGUUCCUCGAGGUGCCGUACGACUCCCAGAUGAACAGGACGAAGAACCGGGUCCUCGUGCGUGGGUUCCUCAGCCCUCUGCACGCCGUGUCCUUUGCGGCGGGAACAGCAGGCCUUGGCCUGUGGCUGCUGUCAGCGGGUGCCAACAGCCUGACAGCACUGCUGGGUGGUGCCAACCUGCUGUUGUACACGUGCGCCUACACCCCGCUCAAGCGCUGCUCCAUCGUCAACACCUGGCUGGGAUCCGUGGUGGGCGCCAUCCCACCGCUCAUGGGGUGGGCUGCCUGCACGGGCACCCUGGAUCCUGGUGCCUGUGUGCUGGGAGCGAUGCUUUACUCGUGGCAGUUCCCGCACUUCAAUGCCCUCUCGUGGAACCUGCGGCCCGACUACUCGCGAGCCGGCUACCGCAUGAUGUCGGUGACCCACCCGGACCUGUGCCGGCGCACUGCGCUCCGACACAGCGUGUUCCUCGCAGCAUUGUGCUGCGCCGCGGCGCCUCUGAGUGAACUGACCACAUGGACCUUUGCUGCCACCUCGAUGCCGUUGAACGCUUACAUGCUGUACCGUGCUUGGAACUUCUACCGCGAACCCGACAGUGCGACAUCGCGUGCCUUGUUUCGACUGAGCCUGCUGUACUUGCCCGUUUUGAUUGUGCUCAUGAUGGUCAGCAAACGGCGAGACGGUGCGAAGCAGACUUCUAGUGGUGCUGCGAACCAGUUGCCGCCAGCGCUUCAAACGGGGAACUCCUGAGGAUGUUUACGUUAGGCCUAGGCGACAAUCUCUUUAGUUGCAGAAUGGGAUGCAUCUGCAAGUGCACGACUGUGGGAAAGUUAUUGAAAGUCAAAGUGGUCUCACUCGAGCACUUCUCAGCAGGUUACCAGAGCCCUGUUAGACCAGAACGAAGCACACCAGUUAAGCCUAAAAGAAGAAGCUAGCGGGUCUAAAGAAAACACGGGAGUGUCAUGGUCGCAGCUACACUGGCACAAAGACCCGCCUGCCUAUUUUCUAUCAUCCAGCAGAAGGGUUUUAGAGGCUUUGCUUUUCAAGAGAGAAGAUCAGAGCUUCACACUGUCCGUGACCACGGUCGGAAAACUUGCGACGAUGAAGCUUGCUCAAAAUGCCUGGCAGGUCUACAAGUGUAGAUUUCACAACGCUCUCAGAGUACCAUGCACUACACCCAAACCGAAGAUGCCUCUCCACGACGCAGCAUCAGCACUCGUCGGUGUCGUUCAGGUAGAACAGGCCACAAGCCACGAGUACAUUCAGCAAUGGCCGGGCGUCUUACGCGCACACUUCUCAUCUCGACACCAGACGCAGGAGGCGUCUGCAAGCCGUUCAGAGCGUUUCAAGCACGUGCCCUGUGAUAACGCGCAUCAAGACGUUUGUGACGCCUUGUGGUGCACAGCCGUACAUGAGUCCACAAGGCGUUUCGUUUGUCAUGCCUGCCAAUGCGUAAUUUAAGAAGCCUCGUCAUUCACGCAGAUGUAUUUUGUGGCACUGAAACCGCAACGCUUGCUAGUCCGGAGCGAGUACUUAACAGUUUGCUUUAGGGUCUGGUACCAGCUUGCAUAGAUGGUCGGUGUGCAAGCCUGUACGUACUGUACAUAGUAGGUACGUAGAUCUGUACAGAGAUUAACUGUAAGUUGUUGCUUUUCGACGUAUUGAGUUUCUUGCCACAUGCGUACGCACAAUGUGUUCGAGGUUCGUCCGGGGCAGAAACAUCAUGAAUUGCCGAAAUGUUAGACCAGGCAUGUGCCAUCGAUUGGAAACGUUUCGUUUGUUUUUUUGCUGGUGGUUAAGACUCUCUUUUGCUCCAUUUAAUUGUUUGUUAAGCUUGUUGAAAAAGAUAUAAUUUUCUCAUUACGUCUUUUAUUACAGUGGCAACAAAAGUUGUAAUGGCAUCUGAUGUGUGCUUUAAACGUUGUUAUGCUUGACGUCUUAUGUUUUUCGUCUUUGUUACAAUUGGGUAUUUAAGUGACCAUACUUGUACUGCUUAAAGAGUUCCAGAGCAGCGAUUAUCAUUCUCUGAAUCAAAUAAGCAAAACAAAAUAUUAAACAAGUCUACUGUGAGUCUCGCUCUAUAUGCAUUUUUUAAAUUGUUAACUUGCUUUGCUGUGCAGAAAAUACCAAAUGCCAGCUUUCAAAAAUGCAUUUGGCCACAUGUCUGCACUGUCGUUUACUAUACAAAUGCGUAUGCAGUGUUUAAAAAACGCACGUGUAGUUUUCGUAGAUACACGAUUGCACUGCAGGCCUUCAUGUACAACUCACUAUUGCUUGUAGAUCUAUCAGAUAGACUAAGACUUCUAGAUUAGCAAAUGAAUUCAGGAUUUCCCUCCACUGUGGUAAAGCUGUGUUAGGCAAUCCAACCUAAUCAUGAGCAUCGACUACGAAACGGUUCUCUAUGUGCCUUUUCUUUGAUGCUUCAAAUUGUUCAUGAAAUUGUUUUUGGUGUUUCUAAUGAUUCUUGAAGAGCCCGGUGAGUAAUUUUAUCAGGUGCCAACUUUCUGACAUCGCAGGCACCUUUCAUGUACGUUUGUGUUGUAUUAGAUUUGUUGACGGGAGUUGACUGAGACAUUUUUUUUUUUGUGCCAUAUAAAGAUGGGCUUGUUGAUCAGGA